CCCUAAACAAAAAUGGCCGCGUCCACAGAAGUCUUCUCGUGACAGAACGACCUAGGAAAAUUGGUUAUAUUAUAGUGCUUGCUCGUCUGUACGAUAUAGACUAGGCGGGGUAUAUGUGUCAAAGUAUCUGAACCUUAAUUGAUAUUUCUGGUAGCGGAAUUUUAGGGAAGGUUUGUGGAUUAUGGCUCUACAGAGAGUACCCACGAGGUUUUGCCGCAUGGUCUGUCAGACGCGCCCCCUUCAUCUAUCAGGACAGAGUCAGCAACCCGUCACGGCUUCUGCUGAACCAGAAACGCCAGUAAAAAUUGAGAGAGCCAUCUUCCGGACUCCCGAGCAGAAUCCGGCCAACCAUUCAGAACAGGAUGUGGGUCAGUAUUACACACUGUCUCCCGACCAGCUGCGCUCUGCCUUCCCGCAUGGGCUGCCCCGCCGACUCCAGCAGCAGAUGAAGACCUUCAAUGAGUGCUGUGUGAUGGUGCGCCAGCCCGCCCUCGAGGUCAUGUCACACCUGAAGAGGACCGACUACAGCCAGCCAGCCCUGCGAUACCUACUGUAUGGGAUAACAGGCAGUGGGAAGACCAUGGCCUUGUGCCAUGCUGUGCACUACUGCUUCAGCCAGGGCUGGCUGGUUCUUCACAUACCUGACGCUCACCUGUGGAUCAAGAACUGCAAGGAGCUCCUUCCGUCAUCGUAUAAAUCCGCGCGUCUGGACCAGCCAGUCCUGGCCUCGCAGUGGCUGAAGAACUUUGGCGUCACCAACAAGCAUCUCCUCUCUGAGAUAAAGACGACAAAGAGCUACGUGUGGACUAAACGGGAGAGCACUGAGGAGGGGCGCCCUCUAGGGGAGCUGGUGGAGAAGGGCUUGACCAGGGUGAAGAGCAGCAGCGAUGUGAUGGGGGCGUUGAUGCGGGAACUGCGGACGCAGUGCGGGGGCCCCAGCGGCCUGAGGCUGGCGGUGGCCGUGGACGGGGUGAAUGCGCUCUGGGGGAGGACCACGCUGCGGAAGGAGGACAAGAGUGAGGUCUUGGCUGAGGAGCUCACUGUGGUUCACAACCUGAGGAAAAUGCUAAAGAAUGACUGGUGUGGGGGUGCCAUCAUUGCGACUCUGUCCCAGACGGGUUCCCUCUUCACCCCGCGCACUGCUUACCUGCCCCACAGCCUUCUGGGAAAGGAGGGCUUCGAAAGCCUCGAGCCCUUCAUUCCUGUCCCGGUGCCACCUUAUGACGAGAAGGAGUUCGAAAGCUGCUACCAGUACUACAUCGAACGCAACUGGCUGCAGCAUUCGUAUGGGCACACCGAGGAGGGAAAGAAAGAGCUGAUGUUCCUCAGCAACCGGAACCCCGCCAUCUUCGAACGCCUCUGUGCGUCUCUGUGAAGGGACGUCUUCAUCCACCUGAAAAUGACAUCUGCGACGUGCCCUGUGACAUUCUACGCUGCUUCCUACCCAAAAUACUCAGAAAUAAAAUGUUUCACAGAC
Messenger RNA from Brienomyrus brachyistius, 1477 nucleotides. It is a transcript of the gene dap3, whose product is annotated as death associated protein 3. NCBI's taxonomy places the organism in Eukaryota, Metazoa, Chordata, Actinopteri, Osteoglossiformes, Mormyridae. Gene Ontology annotation, cellular component: mitochondrial ribosome; mitochondrial small ribosomal subunit. The coding region runs from base 182 to 1375 and encodes 397 amino acids. The record is from RefSeq and is a predicted model, not a curated record. The transcript is spliced from 13 exons. Gene Ontology annotation, molecular function: structural constituent of ribosome. Gene Ontology annotation, biological process: apoptotic process.